This is a messenger RNA of Diachasmimorpha longicaudata, 1848 nucleotides long. RefSeq names its product ubiquitin-conjugating enzyme E2 N. Bases 617 to 1072 code for a protein of 151 amino acids. Lineage: Eukaryota; Metazoa; Arthropoda; Insecta; Hymenoptera; Braconidae. The record is from RefSeq and is a predicted model, not a curated record. The transcript is spliced from 3 exons.
UUGGUCACACUGAGUGUCCAUCUCUGUCGGUCCCUUACUCCUCCAGACUGAAAAAAAUAGGAAGUAGAAAAACAAUGCUUGAAUGUGUCACAAAAAUCGACAGUUAGAGGAACGAUGAUCUCUUUCGUUAGCUUGUAAAAUCAAAAAAGUGAUCGUGAUUGAAGGAAAUUAAUUAAAAAUAGUCGACCAAAGUGAGACAGACGAUUCGCAGCGCUAUCAGGCGGAUGAGUCGUGCGGCGACUCGUUUCGCCGUUCACAUUUCACACACCGAAAUUAGAUUAUAGGAUUUAUAAAAAAAAAUUCUCCGAGUACUGCACGAUAUCCCUGGAGAUAGAUAAAUCAACUGCAGUACCUGGGCCUCGAGAUUAUUCCAGCACCCAUAACACAGUGGUUAAAUAGUUAUUUAUUUUUAUUUGUGGUAAUCAAUCGUCCGUUGGAGACGCAUCAGAGCUUGAAAACCGUCGACUUGGAGGUUUUUACAAGUGAGAGAAAAGACGAUCAACGACACAAUACUCUGGGAGUACACGAUAGUGCCGUGCCAAGACGUUACCCGGGUUCCCAUUCGACGCGGGGGCAUUUAUUUGUCGGUUAUAUAGACACAAUAUUCAAUGAAAUAAUGGCUGCGUUGCCAAGGCGGAUUAUCAAAGAAACACAGAGACUGAUGCAAGAGCCUGUACCUGGAAUCAGUGCUGUACCAGAUGACACAAAUGCUAGAUAUUUUCACGUUAUUGUGACUGGACCCGAGGACUCGCCAUUUGAGGGUGGCUUGUUUAAGCUCGAAUUGUUCCUACCUGAAGAUUAUCCAAUGUCAGCACCAAAAGUUAGAUUUAUCACGAAAAUCUAUCAUCCUAAUAUUGACAGACUGGGAAGAAUCUGUUUGGACAUUCUUAAAGACAAAUGGAGUCCAGCACUUCAAAUAAGAACGGUAUUGCUAUCAAUACAGGCACUUCUGAGUGCCCCAAAUCCGGAUGAUCCAUUGGCGAACGAUGUCGCUGAAUUAUGGAAAGUCAAUGAGAGCGAGGCGAUACGUAAUGCCAAAGAAUGGACUCGUAGAUACGCUAUGGACAACUGAUCUCAGCCGAGUUUCAUAAGUCAGCUAAUGCGUUGCCCAGUCCACUCAGAUACUUCGAAUUAUAAUCCUCCUGGCACACUGGCGACGUUCCGUACACCCGUGUCCACAAUUUUUCUAUGCAAAUAAUAAAGUAACAACAAUAAUAAUAAAACACAGUUUUUUGUAAAGAGUUUAAAGAAAAAAAAGAACAAAAAUUGGUACAAUUUGGGUCUGUAUUUUUACGUGUGCCUGGGGAGUUUAAGAAUAUUUCGCACCGUUCAAAAAUGAAAGAUAAAUGCUAAAAAAUUAAUUCGUUGAAAUUCAUUAAAAUCUCGGUCUUAUCAAUGAGACUGUUGAUUACCUUGUGGAUAGAAUUUAAGAUUGAAAUUUCAUUGAAUUUAUUUACCUAGUUUCACUAAAAAUACAUAUAAUUAACUCGAAGUGGUUUCAUGGAAUGAAUUUAGAUUUACGAGAUGAAGGUAAUCCGGAGAAUUUAAUUGGAAUAGUUUCCGUCAUUUUUAUUUUUUCCCAUCAAAUCCUGAAAAUGUAGAUAAUUAAUCAGAUGGUGAAGAGUUAGUGGCCCUAACGUGCUGUGCAAUAAGGCGCCCAUUUCACCCGUCCGAAUAACUGAAACAUCGGAUUGAUAUCACAACUCAACGCAUUUGGUCCAUUGGAACCUGAUUCCAUGUGGUGUACAGUAUUAAGGAUAUAAAGUGAAACAGAAAAACAUUCAUAUGUGCUUAUCAAUGUACCCAGAAAAUUACGAAGAAAAAAAAACAAGCGGAAUUCAAUACUAA